AUGGCGAGCACAGCUGGAAAGGCCGCCGUCGCUUGGGAGGCUGGGAAGGACCUAACCAUCGAAGAGAUUGAGGUAGAUCCUCCAAAGGCACACGAGGUCCGAAUUGAGAUACACUAUACUGGAGUUUGCCAUACCGAUGCGUACACUCUUUCCGGCAAAGAUCCAGAGGGUGCUUUUCCCAUUGUCCUUGGCCAUGAGGGUGCUGGUAUCGUUGAGUCCGUUGGAGAGGGCGUCACUUCUGUGAAGCCCGGCGACAGGGUUAUCGCGCUAUACACACCAGAAUGCCGUGAAUGUAAAUUCUGCAAGUCCGGAAAGACAAACCUCUGCGGGAAAAUCAGAGCUACCCAGGGUCGUGGAGUGAUGCCAGAUGGGACUACCCGUUUCAGAGCCCGUGGAAAAGACCUGUUGCAUUUCAUGGGAACCUCCACUUUCUCUCAGUACACCGUUGUGGCUGAUAUAUCAGUGGUUGCCAUCACAGACAAGAUUGGGCUAGAUAAAGCCUGUCUUCUCGGGUGUGGUAUCACCACCGGUUAUGGAGCCGCAACGGUUACCGCCAAGGUCGAAGAAGGCUCAAACAUCGCCGUCUUCGGUGCAGGAUGUGUUGGCCUCUCUGUUAUCCAGGGAGCUAUCCAAAACAAAGCUGGUAGGAUUAUCGCUGUGGAUGUGAAUGAUUCCAAGGAGGCGUGGGCACGUAAAUUCGGUGCCACGGAGUUCGUCAAUCCAUCCAAACUAGGGAGCAAGUCGAUUCAGGAAUACCUGAUUGAAACUACUGAUGGCGGGUGUGACUAUACCUUUGACUGCACCGGCAACGUUGGCGUCAUGAGAGCUGCUCUUGAGGCCUGUCAUAAGGGAUGGGGCCAAAGUAUCAUCAUCGGUGUCGCGGCCGCUGGCCAGGAGAUCUCUACCAGACCAUUCCAACUCGUCACUGGCCGCGUGUGGAAAGGGUGCGCCUUCGGAGGAAUCAAAGGGCGCACACAGCUCCCCGGUCUCGUUGAUGAUUACCUCAACGGUAAGCUGAAGGUGGACGAAUUCAUCACGCACCGUGAGACCCUACCCAAGAUUAACACUGCCUUUGAGGAAAUGAAGGCUGGUGACUGUAUUCGAUGCGUGGUUGAUAUGACAAAGUGA
Messenger RNA from Microsporum canis CBS 113480, 1128 nucleotides. Its product is annotated as S-(hydroxymethyl)glutathione dehydrogenase. Gene Ontology annotation, biological process: formaldehyde catabolic process. Bases 1 to 1128 code for a protein of 375 amino acids. The record is from RefSeq and is a predicted model, not a curated record. The transcript has 5 exons. Gene Ontology annotation, cellular component: cytosol. Gene Ontology annotation, molecular function: S-(hydroxymethyl)glutathione dehydrogenase [NAD(P)+] activity; zinc ion binding. Lineage: Eukaryota; Fungi; Ascomycota; Eurotiomycetes; Onygenales; Arthrodermataceae.